Messenger RNA from Staurois parvus, 288 nucleotides. The record is from the annotation of a GenBank genome assembly. NCBI's taxonomy places the organism in Eukaryota, Metazoa, Chordata, Amphibia, Anura, Ranidae.
AUGGUUGACAGUGCAGAUUGUGCAGGAUUUCAGGAUUGUGCACAAGAACUAGCUGGGCUUUUACUGGAAGAAAGGUUAGCAGGAGCAACAUUACUGGUAUUUGCCAAUAAACAAGAUUUGCCUGCUGCAUUAUUAAAGGAUGCCACAAGAGAGCCAUUGGAGCUGGAUAGCAUUAAGACCCAUUACUGGUGUACACAAGGAUGUAGCGUAGUGACUGGAGAAAAUCUCCUGACAGGGAUAGACUGGUUAUUGGAUGAUAUCUCCAGCCAAAUCUUUUCAGUUGACUGA